This is a messenger RNA of Parasteatoda tepidariorum (common house spider), 4559 nucleotides long. Its product is annotated as homeobox protein six1. The record is from RefSeq and is a predicted model, not a curated record. Gene Ontology annotation, molecular function: RNA polymerase II cis-regulatory region sequence-specific DNA binding; DNA-binding transcription factor activity, RNA polymerase II-specific. Gene Ontology annotation, cellular component: nucleus; transcription regulator complex. Lineage: Eukaryota; Metazoa; Arthropoda; Arachnida; Araneae; Theridiidae. Gene Ontology annotation, biological process: regulation of transcription by RNA polymerase II.
CUUGGCGAAACUUGGCGGGACGUUCGGGGACACGAGAGGCAAGUGGGAAGAUGUUGCAAAUCGGUAACCUUCUCUAAAAAAAUCGCGGCAUCUCAACAACACGCGACGAAGAGUUGAGUGAAGAUGCUUCCUCCCAAACUGUUCCCUCGACGCGAUUCAAAAUAGUUAAACAAACAAAACAAAAAAUUUAACUAAUCAGUUACAUUUUAAAAAGUUCAUUGAUUUCAACCAGACGUUUUGAGAAGAAAUAAAAAAAAAGGAAGACAAAACAUACUCAUGAUUGUCGGGAACGAAAUGACCGAUAACGCGGGGUCCCCCAACAGCAACAACAAUCUCCCGUCUUUCGGUUUCACACAGGAACAAGUCGCAUGUGUCUGCGAAGUACUUCAGCAGUCUGGGAACAUUGAAAGAUUGGGCAGAUUCUUAUGGUCAUUACCGGCUUGUGACCAGCUACAAAGAAAUGAAAGUGUACUGAAAGCCAAAGCUCUGGUAGCGUUCCACCGUGGUAAUUUCAAAGAACUUUACAGGAUUUUGGAAAGCCACCCUUUCACGCCAAACUCUCAUCCUAAGUUACAGACAUUGUGGUUGAAGGCCCACUAUAUCGAGGCCGAGCGACAGAGGGGUCGACCACUUGGUGCCGUUGGGAAAUAUCGCGUGAGGAGGAAGUUCCCGUUGCCGAGGACUAUAUGGGACGGUGAAGAAACGAGUUAUUGUUUUAAGGAGAAAUCUAGGAAUAUUUUAAGGGAAUGGUAUCAUCAAAAUCCAUAUCCAUCCCCUAGAGAGAAAAGAGAACUUGCUGAAGCGACUGGACUUACUACGACGCAAGUCAGCAAUUGGUUCAAAAACAGACGACAACGUGACAGAGCUGCAGAACAGAAGGACAGAGAUGUCGUGGGCGGUGACCAAGGAAAAGCUGGUGGUACAGGAAGUGAUUCAUUCAAUGAAGACAACGACUCCAACAGUCGGAAAUCUCCUGAUGACUCUCUUUACCAACUGGACAUAAAGCCUGAAGGCAAUCAUUCCUCACAUCUUGAUGACCAACCCACCACAAGUCAACAUCAACAGAAUCAACUGCAGCAGCAGUUUCGUUUCUCAACAGUUCUGGACUCGAUGCAGAACCAUGUCAAUUCAUCGACCAUCAAUGAUUUGGUCGAACUGAGGCUAGCAGUUGGAGAAUAUCAGAACUUAUGACAAACAUGUGAUACAUGAACCACCUAUAUUUUGUGUCGAAAAUGAAUGUUUUUUAAUUUUGCCAUAUUUUCAAAAAAAAAGCAACCCACAAAUGUUAAUUAGCUAAUUAUCAGGCUAAUCAUAGAUGUUGUAAUACUUGAUUUGUUUGCCGAACAUUAAGUUUUUUUUCGUGUUUAAAACUUAUUGAAACAAAAUAAUAAUUAAUUUCCUUCCAAUGACUUUUUGUCAAGCAUAGGCCUUUAAAGACAAUUUGCCACUAUUUAGUAUUUUUUCUCCACCCAAUUUAGAGCUCAUAUUGAACAAUGACAAUACUCCAAGUUGGCUUGCAAUGCAUAGUUACAAACUUGUGCAUUGAGUUUUCAAACAAAGUCGAAUUUCAUGUGUUUAUUUCAACAAUAAGCGUAGUUUAGUUUAGCCUGAUUUUCCAAAAUAGCAGCCAAAAAUAAGCAGCUUAAAAGACUCUUUCGAUGUUUAACUCGUUCCUAUUUAGUUAUUUUCUCCCCACCUAAUUUGGAUCUUACUAUAUUGAACCAUGACGAUACUCCAAUCAGGUCAGUUUACAAUGCCUAGAUAUUACAAACUUGCGUUGCAUUGUUCAUAUGUUAAUUAGCUAAUUAUCAGGUUAAUCAUAGAUGUUGUUAUACUUAAUUUGUUUGCUGUAAAUUAUGUUUUUUUUCACGUUUAAAACUUAUUGAAACAAAAUAAUAAUAUAAUUUCCUUCCAAUGACUUAUUGUCAAGCAUAAUAGACUUUUCAAAUGUUUAACUCUCCAGUAUUUAGUUAUUUCCCCCCACCUAAUUUGAAUCUCAUAUUGAAAUAUGACGAUACUCCUACCAGGUUGGUUUACAAUGUCUAGAUAUAAACUUACACAUAGAAUUUUCAAACAACGACGAAUUUCAUUUGUUUAUUUCGAAAAUAAACGUAGUUUAAUUUAGCCAAAUUUUCCAAAAUAGCAGCCAAAAAUGUUAAGCAGCUAGAUGUUGUAAUUCUUUAUUUAUUUCCUAAAAGAAAUUUUUUUUUAACAUGUAACACAUAAAUGAAGAAAAUAACAAUAUCAUUACCUUCCUGUAAGUUUUUCUAGUAUUAAACCUUCAGAUGAUUAACCCAUCUCUAUUAAACGGCCAUAUCAACUAUUUUUUCUUCUAUUUGAGUCUAAUAUUGAACAAUGACCAUAAUACCGCCUCCCACUAUUGACGACUGAUUAGUCAAUUAGAUAUUGAUAUUCAUAUAGGGUAAUCUAAUAAUCAGUGCCCUUGAUAAUUUAUACUUUUUACAAUUCUGGUCAAAAUGAAGUGAAAAAUAAAGAUUAACAAGGCAGUGGAAAAUUAAUAUUUCAACGAGAAUUACGAAUCGUAUAUAUGUAUUGUUUGUAAUUUUAAAAACACCAAAACAUAUUUUAUUGCUGAAGAAUAUUGUGGGCGGGGACCAGUAGAAACACCGUCAAGUUUUUUCCUGCUAUAAAACUGAUUUUCGUGCUUUUUACCCUGCUUUCCUCUGUAGUGAUUCAACAAAUUUUGGUAUUUUCAUCAUAGUUUGAUUUUUGCUAUGCAGACCCAAAUGUGAAAAUAAUUUUUUUGUUGUUGUCAUUUUGGUAAGGAACAAGGAAUAUAAAAGGCGCUGGUUACAUAUUUGUUGGUAACUUUCUUUGUCUGCUUUUUAAAAACAGUUAUGUAGCUCAUAUUGUGUAAGAAAUAUAGAACUAAAUUUAUGGAAAAUUAUGGCUGAAUAUAAUUAAGUUUAAAAAGUAGUAAAUCAUCGUACGUUAGCAGCAUUAAAAAAAGAUAAACCAAACUUUUUACACAAACUGCGACUUAUGGUGACAAAAUUUCUCAUUAAAAUGAUGUACGCAUUCUGUGAGAAAUAUUGAUCUAAAUCUACGUUGAAAAAAAAUGGCUAAGCAUGAUUAAAUAAACACAGCACUGAUUAUUGUCAUGGCUGCAAUAUUUAAUAGAAUCAGAUGAUAAUACAUCACGAUUUUAUAUUGUUAAAUGAAUGAAAAAACGUGUUCUAAGGAUACAUUUUUUCAACUAAAUAUUCUUUUAAAAAUAGUCCUAAAAACAUUUAUUUAUAUUAAAAUGUAAAUGCAAAAAAGGAAAAAUCUAAUUUUAAUACAAUGAUUUUCAGCAAAUUUUCAAUAACUUAUACAGAAACUGUAAUUUAGGUCACAAAAUUUCUGUGAGAAAUAAUAAGCUAAUAAGUUUACUAUAGUUGAAAAUAAUGGUUAAACAUCAUUAAGUCUAUAAAGCAUUGUUAUGGCUGUAGCAUUUUUCAAAGCUAGAUAUAAUAAAUAUAACGUUUUUAAAACGUGAUUGAAAGAGAAGGAGGUUUCAUGAAUACUAUUUAUAACCAAACAUUCUUUCAAAAAGCCUUAAUCUUUCUUCGUUUAUCUAUAUAACAAUUAUUCAUAUAAAUAUCAUUUUAAAAAGGGAAAAUCUAUUUUAUUAAAUUAUUUCAGGAACCUUUUGAUUACUUUUACAAAAACUGCAAUUUUGGUUACAAACUUUCUUAUGUGAAUAAAGUACAUAUUCUGUGAGAAAUAAAAAACUAAAUUUAUUUUGGAAAAUAGAUUAAAUCUACAAAGCUUAUAUCAUAGUUACAGCAUUAGCCUAAAAAAGGUACAAUAAAUAUGUUUUUAUAAUGUUCAAUUGGGGGAAAAAGAUGUUUUAGGAACACUGUUCAUGACAAAAUAUUCUUAUAAAAUUUUUUUUAAAAUAAUUAUUCAUGCAAAUAUCAGUGUAAAAAGGAAACACCAAAUUUUAUUACGAUGAAUUUCAGCAGCCUUUUGAUUACUUUUACAAAAAUUUAUGUUAAAUAAUUUUCAUGAGAAAUAAGCCUACAUUUGAAAAUAAUGGCUUAACAUGAUCAACUUUUAAAGCAUCGUUCAUUGUCGUGGCUGCAGCAUCUACCAAAACCAGUUACAAUAAAUAUUAUAUAUUUAAAAUGUAUAUUUGAAAGAGAAGAAAAUUUCAGAAAUAUUGUUUAUAACCAACCAUUUAUUAAAAAGUGUUUUAUAAUUGUGCAUAUAAAUAUCAGUGUAAAAAGGGGAAAAUGUCAUUUUUUUUUGUGUGCCAAAGAUACAUGUGAUAACCAGAAUUUUAUUUGUGUGAUAUGUAAUACUUAAUGUAAUACACAAUUGUCGUUUCCAGUUUUUUAAUGUUGUCCUUCCUCAUUAAAAUUGACUUUUUUUUCCAACUAAAAACGGUCCAAGAAAUGUUUAAAAAAAUGUAUGAAAGGGAAAAAAAAGUGAUGGGAUCGUUUAAUGACUGAUAUUCUUUGUAAAUUGUUGAAGUGUAUAUUUCUUGUACAUUUAUUCAGAAUAUCGACGACUGUUGUAAUUCAAAGAAGGAUAAUAAAUAAAAUUUGAAUGUA